AUGGCCGAACUAGAUCGUAUACUGAGGCAAUACACCGACCCACACACAGGCGUCAUUCAUGGCGCAACUUUUGUAGCCGUCGACAACAAAGGCAAUGAUAUCUACCGCAAAUCGUUUGGCCAGCGCAAAGUCAACUCCAACAACGGACCAGCUCUUACGCCGGAUACAGUGACAUGGAUAGCGAGCUUAACAAAGCUCACCACUUCCGUGGCGGCAAUGCAGGUCGUCGAAAGGGGAUUGAUCGGGCUUGACGACGACGUGCGCAAGGUGAUUCCUCAACUGCAGAACUUGAAGGUUAUUUUGGGAUUUGAGGGCGAAGGUGACCAGGACCCAGAGAUCAAUGUCGACGCGCAGAAGGGAGGACCGAUAUUAGAGGACGUCAAGGGGCCGAUUACUCUGCGCCAAUUGUUGACGCAUUCAUCGGGAUUUUGCUAUGAUUUAAGGCACCCCCUCUUAGUCAAAUACUCCGAGUGGAUUGGCCGGCAGGAAAACAUGUUCUCUGGGACAAUCGAGGGGCUGUAUCACCCCCUCGUAUUCCAGCCAGGUACUUCCUGGCAAUAUGGGCCGGGGCUUGACUGGGUAGGUCAAGUCAUAGAGAAGCUGACAGGCAUGAACUAUGAUGAAUACCAACAGAUCAACAUCUGGGAGCCACUAGGCGCGAAAGACACAACGUUUUAUCCCGCCAAAUCUGGCGUUACCGAAGGGGAUAUCCAUGAGUUAGCAUUUCGCGCUGAAGGAGAAGGGCCACAGAACCUAAAAGCCGGAUCAUCGCCUUGGAAAUUCGCGUGUCGUGAUGCUCUCGGUGGGGCCGGUUUAUUUUCCACUGCCAAUGACUACAGCAAACUCCUGUCCGCAUUACUGACUGGUGGCGGGCCUUUGCUGAGUGAACCUUCCAUUGGUGAACUUUUCAGCCCACAAUUAGGCGUCAGCUCGAUGGCGGCUUUGCGAGAAUUUGUGAUUGGUGAAGGUCCCGAAGGGGGCAAAGCAUGGCUUUACACACAGUCUCCUGAGGAAUGGAAAGAUGUAAUGGAAAUCAGCCAUUGCUUGUGUGGACUUUCAAACGCUGAAGAUGUCGCUGGACGCAGGAGAAAAAAUACCAUUAACUGGGACGGAUUGCCGAACUUAGUCUGGUUCAUUGAUCGUGAGAGCGGUGUGGCCGCAACUCUCUUUACUCAAACCAUGCCAAUGGAUGAUCCGCCUCUCAGACAGCUUGUUCUAGACUUGGAAACUGCUCUUUACACAAUACUAGCAGAGAAUAACUCUGGAAAGUAG
This is a messenger RNA of Clonostachys byssicola, 1272 nucleotides long. The record is from the annotation of a GenBank genome assembly. NCBI's taxonomy places the organism in Eukaryota, Fungi, Ascomycota, Sordariomycetes, Hypocreales, Bionectriaceae.